AUGGAAUACACUGUAACGGAGUCGGAUUCGAUUGAGGGGAUCGCGGCGGUGCAUGACUGUACUGUUGGUGAGCUGAUGAAGAUGAAUCGACUUGCUGCUCGUAUGGUAUUCCCGGGACAGAAGCUUGUGGUGCCUUGUCCAGUAAGCGAAGAUGAUGCGUUUCAAAUAACUGAGGAUCGUGUCACAAACCAGCCUGACAGCGGCUCAGCUCCAGGAAGUGGACUAAUUUCCUCACAGUGUACCAUACUCGCCAGAGAAUAUUCUGAUUUGCGAGAUGGAACAAUGGAUCAUAAGUUCUACUUGAUAAUGUGGCAGGAGGCGUCGGCGGUGUGGGCUUCAUUGUGCGGCCAGGCGCAACACGAACUGUAUCGUAGAAGAUAG
This is a messenger RNA of Gongylonema pulchrum, 381 nucleotides long. Lineage: Eukaryota; Metazoa; Nematoda; Chromadorea; Rhabditida; Gongylonematidae. The record is from the annotation of a GenBank genome assembly.